Molecule: messenger RNA, 3062 nt
Organism: Ruditapes philippinarum (Manila clam)
Lineage: Eukaryota; Metazoa; Mollusca; Bivalvia; Venerida; Veneridae
Product: adenosine receptor A3-like
Exons: 1
Coding region: 1018-2181 (387 amino acids)
Biological process (GO): chemical synaptic transmission; G protein-coupled receptor signaling pathway, coupled to cyclic nucleotide second messenger
Cellular component (GO): dendrite; membrane
Molecular function (GO): neurotransmitter receptor activity; G protein-coupled serotonin receptor activity
Source: RefSeq, a predicted model, not a curated record
AUUUACAAACGCGGAUAAAGGAGAAUAAAAAAGAAAAUUGAGAGUGUUUAAACAAUGAUUAUCCGAACGUAAUUUACAGUCAAUUUACAUUUUAACGGUCUGAAAAUAUUUGGUUCCAGUUAAAGUGGGUGUAACAAUUACAUAUAUUUAGUUGAAAAUAAUAAAAUUGUAGUAUUAGUGCUGAUAAAAUCAGUCCGAUAAUAAUGUUUUAAAACGCUUAAUAUAUAUGUUCUUGUUCGUAGUACACUAGAAAUGGAUGCAUGUAGAUAUUUUUUCAACUGAAGUGAGUGACAAAAUUUGAAAUAGAAGGAUAUAUCAGCAAACAAUAGUGUUAGAACGUGCUUGGAUAUGUAUUGAUAUAAACAAAGAUCAAUUUUUAUCAAUGACGCUUGAAAAUCACACUUGAACAAAUUUAUAACAUGCACUUUUUCUCGUCACUGAUGAGAUACAUGUAUACUGUUUUGGCAUGCUUUAUCGAAAACUUGUUAAUUAAAGACUGUCAUGUGUUUAUUAUACCCUUACCUUGCCGUUAUAAUUUGAUAAGUUAUCUGUAAGAAGUGGCGGCGCGCUCUGUAUUCAAUAAAGAGAAAUAUUUGAUAUUGAAGCUCAUAUGAAGUGUUUCCUUAUACAACGGUGAAUACAACUGCCUCUAGAAGCUAUCAAACACCUGAAGUUCCGUGUUGUCUUGACCAGAAAGAAAGCGGAGAACAAAAAAAACGGAUAUAAUUAUGUGAACUGAUUAACUGAAUUUGUGAUAUAAAAAUUGUUAACUUAUUAAUAUUUAAAAUACAGAGUAACGUGAAUCGAAGAAUGGUGAAUGUUUCGAGCAGUAGAAAAGACAAAUUAUGGCUGAACUUACAAAAUACACUGUCCGGAAGUGAUAUUGCAACGUUGUUCACUUUUUUUCUCGACUUCAAAACAAUUUUGUUGUCUGGCUUUUUAACGUAAAAGAGCACAAGACCACAAGCUGACUAACUGUUGCCGAUGUUAAUAUUUUAUUAAGUCAAAGUGACACAAAUGUUCUCAAAAAUCACUACUCCGUCAACAGCCAGCACAACUGGCUCGCCAGUUAAUUGGAUAGAAAUAGUUCCUAUGGUGGCACAAGAACAGAGAAACAAGGAAUGUGCUCAUGGAAAUGGAGAUUGUCGUCUGAUGAGAACGCUCGGAAACGCAACAUUUUAUGACGACAACGUGUGUCCACAGCUUCCCGACAACGAUCAUGAAAAAAUUAAACAAAAAGAAUUGAUUCCUCUUACUAUUUUAAUCCUCUUGACAAACUUACUUGUGAUUUUAUUUAUAAUUCUAAACAAAAGAUUUCAUACGCCGACAUAUAUUUUUGUGGCAUCACUUGGAAUAGCGGAUUUAUUUGUUGGUUUUGUUUCUAUUGUCACCAUAGCAACCAAAGCUAACGAGAAAAAUCAAGAUUUGUGUUUGGCAAGGAUCGGGUUCACCGUUGCAGCCAUUUCCGCCUCGGUUUGGUCUCUUACUUGUGUAGCUUUGGACCGGUAUGUCGCCGUGACGAGAGCGCUGCUGUAUAAAUCAAUUUUGACUAAAAAGAAAACAUUUAUUGGGAUCACGUGGUCUUGGGUAACGUCAAUGAUUGUUGGAUUUCUGCCAUUGGCAGGGUGGAAGAACGAUCCGGAUUCUUACAAGUUUUAUUGUUCGUUCAUGUACGUGCUGCCGAAAUAUUAUAUAGUAUUCAUAUUUAUGGUUUCCGCCGUGAUACCGUUAACAAUUAUGUUCAUAAUAUAUGGAAUUUUAUUUAAAAGUGCACGAUUCCAUAUCAAGCAAAUAGAAAUCAUUGAAAAGAUACAAUCAGAUAAAAGGAACAGCGGAGUGUUUGGGAUUUCAACCAGAAACCUGAGGUCCAUUAAAACAUUAGCUGCCGUUCUUGGUUGUGUGGUAAUAACAUGGCUCCCGUUCCUGGUAGCUUCUACUGUUCAAAUUUUUCAAACUUCAAAAAACUGUUCUUUGCAGGAGAUAAUUGGAACUCAUUUACUGGUACUCGGCUUCUCUAAUUCGUUUCUGAAUCCGCUUAUAUACGCGCUGGGCACCAAGGACUUUAGGUCAAAAGUUGGCCAAGUUUUCAGAAGACGAUGUUACGUAAUAAAUUCAUCUCAAGUGUUUCCAAGGAAUAUGGAAAGACCACAACUGGGUUUACAGAAUAAUGAUCUACCUUAAUACAUUUUAAAUAAACCUGUGUUUAGGACCAUACGUGAAUAAUUACCAUGGAAAAAAUCACAAACAGAAAUCAACAUUUAAUGGCUACCAUUUUAGAUCCGACUUUGAACCGUUCCAAUGUAAAAAUCGUACAUUUGAGAACCCACAUGACAAUUGAAACAUAUCCCAAAUGUCAUUGCUAGACAAGUUUGACAGUGUGCGGCUGACAGAUUUCGUUUAUAAGUAUUUUCUUACAAUUAAUAACUUAGUUUAGAUAAAAGAUUUUCACACUCGUCCGGACAGCAUUUACAUGUAAAUUAUAAAUUAUGUUCCAAAACCAGCGUGUUACUUUUCAAUUUUUAUCAUGAUUAUUGUACGAUUGUUUAAUGCUCCAUUUGUCACCCAAUACAUUUAAGUCUUCACAGAUUGUAUAAAUUAUAUCGACUAUUGUGAUGCAUUAAGAUUUCGUUUGGGUUUUAUAUCACACCGACACUGUCAAGGUCAUGUAGCGACCUUUUAGCUUUGGUGGUGGAAAAAGACCUCGGAUGCCCCUUCGCGCAUUAUUUCAGACAUAAGCGGGCACCUGAGUAGAUCCGCCGACCUUCCUUAAGCAAGCCGGAUAGUUUCUUCACGUCAAAGAAUCCAAAGACAAUAGAGGAAUUCAAACCCAAAAACGAUAAGGGGCAACUCGACCCGUAGGUCCCUCCAAGAAAACUAUUUGUUUUAAUAAUUAUUUUCGUUUUAAUAAUUAUUUUCAUCAUUAAUAUAUCAUCAUUACAUUUCAUCAUUAAUAAUGGACUCAUAUCUUUUAUCUUUAUUCUAUGAAUCAAUUUACAUGCUUUAUUUUUAUGCUUGUAUCAAGUUAGAAUUUCACCAAUGAGCUCAUUAUAAAAGUCACUUGC